Molecule: messenger RNA, 2972 nt
Organism: Brachypodium distachyon (stiff brome)
Lineage: Eukaryota; Viridiplantae; Streptophyta; Magnoliopsida; Poales; Poaceae
Exons: 5
Coding region: 2200-2598 (132 amino acids)
Source: RefSeq, a predicted model, not a curated record
AUCAUCCAUUUUUUAACUUGCACUUCCUGAUUAGGACUUCUAAAAGUUUUUAUUAACUUGUCGUUUUAUGAUUUUUCUGCGCCGUAUUAGGAAUUCCAGCAAUGAUCCAUUAACAUUAGGGUCACCGUCGGAUUUUACAUCUGAUAGGUAUGUAUAAGUUGCAUUAUGAUCAUGCUUUGCACUAAUAGCAGUGUUUAGCGAACUGUGUUGACAUAAAACUCGGAAGGAAGAUAAAGGGACUUGCUAACGUUCCUAUAUUCCUUAGAUCUAGAUGUUCCGAUGUUCCAUCACAAAUUCAAAAUGUAGAGUGGUUUCCUGAGGCUGUGUUUUGUUUGAAGUUAAGUUAUGUUAACUUUAUCCCUGGUAGAUCAACUUAACUAUAGUUUUGUGUUAGCUACUAAAUCGGUUAACUAAAAUUACCGUUUGACGUGUUAUUAUUAAUAAAAGAUACAUUUGGAAAAUUUAAUUAUGAUGGUUUAAUCUUCGAUUAGUGUAGUUAAAGUGCUUUGACUGAGUUAAAUUAACCAAGUCUAAUCCCAAGGAGCUUGGUGGGUUAAGCUUUUGAGUCCUGACCCACACCUUAACGCUGAACCAAACGGCGCCUAAACAAUUAUGUAAAUAAGCAUGUUUUACGACAUCACCCUAUAAAGUCCUAUAUCUUUUUAUGUGAUUAUGUCAAGAAAAAAAAGUGAAUUAGAUGGAAGAAAAAGAGUGUGAAUCGUCUGCUAAAACCCCGGUGAAUCCUGAAUGUUUCAAUUAGAAUUAUUGGUAUAACAUGAGAUCAGGUCUUAGGUUAAUGGGCAGCUGCAAGCCUGCAAGUAGCACCCAGGCUUCGAAAUGAAAAUUUAUUCUUGAUUAAUCACCUGAUUACAUUAAUAGCAAUGUUCAGCUAUUUGUAUGGCCUUAGAUAUCUGUUAGUCACAGCAAACGGAAAGAAAGUGGAGCAUUUACUAUCAGCAAAAAGAAAUAUAUAUUUUUACUAUGACGCCAUAAAUCACAAAUUUCGUCCAGGCAUGGUAAUUCACAACUAGAAAGAAAUACUAAUGGAAGAAGAAUCCCUUCUCCACUUCAUUCAGUCAUUACAAGUCAGGUCUGGAACACAGAUGAUUCAAGGCACCGGUUUAUUACUGAUAUCUGAAAGUAGUUUAUGAAACCUUUCUUCUCUGAAGUAUGACUUGUACGAUUUGAAUAACCACACAGUGCAACUUUUGUACAAUUUGAAUAACCACACAUUGCAACUUUCGUACAGUUUGCAUAUUGAUUUUUGAUUUUUUGCAUGUGUGACUUAUAAAAGUAUUGAUAAGUUGUACUCAUUGUUGUGUUUUCUUGAGAAGUUCUGAUCUACUCCCUCCGAUCCAUAUUAAUUGUCUCAAAUUUGCCCAAAUAUGGAUGUAUCUAUGUCUAAAAAGCGUCUAGAUACAUGUAAUAUUUCGACAAGUAAUAUGGAUCGGAGGGAGUACAUUCCAGUUAAAAGUCCAACCAGACCUUGUUUACCAAAUAUUCUUGUAUGGCAUCCAUAUACAUUUGAUGAUUAAUCUGGAUAAAUAGGAUAGCUUGUGUAAAUUUUAAAAUUUCUUCUUUAGAAUAAAAGCCUGGAUAUAAGUAGGAUACCCAAGCUUGCACAAGCAGCAGCAUAAAGCGGAUGCUUAGACUUGUAAGCAUCCACUUAAAAAGCUCAAAGGAGGAUGGAUGGACUUGUUGAAUUUUGUAUCUGCUCUGAACUUCUAUAAUCUUCUGCUCUAAAUUUCCUUAGAAUAAAAGGUUGUAUAUGAAUUGGACAGCCAAGCUUUUCACAAGCAAACAUGUGGUGAUCCAAUGAAAAAGGCUCAAAGAAAGAUAGGCAGGCUUGUCAACAUUAUUAUCUGCUCUAAAUCUCUAUGAUCAGAUCUGUUACAUCAUAACUGUCUCUUACAUUUCUGACCGUGAUUUGCAGUAAUGAGCUCUCAAGAUUCAAGCUGCUGUCGGUGGAUUCUUUACAUAAUGAGGUUGAAUCAUCUGACAGUUCUAGUGUUGAUUCUGAUGAGGAGGAUGAUGGAGGUCUUGGUAAUCCUUUUCUUUUGGAUGGUUUUGGAAAUCGAACAAAAUGGAGAUUAAGUGACUUAAAUGCAGAAUUUGAUAAUUAUUUAGAAGAGCAAGCAAAUAAGCCAAAAGAAAAGAAAUCCACAAAAGAAGAAAGACUUAAGGACUCACAGUGAUUGUAUGGAGCGAUAUAUGAGAUCUGCUUUGCAAAAGUACAACAUUGAAGAAAUUUUUUCUGAGGAUAUGUACUUUAGGUUUGAUGAAGUUCAAAGUCAGAGCUGGAUCGUGGAAGGAGAGUAUGACAAUCAGUUUUAUUAUCAUUUUAAUUUUGCAGCUACACAAGAUAGGUCUAGAACCUGUAUGUUUUUUGCUGAAGUAACCCCAGAAGAUGGAGAUGAGUUUGAUAUUGUUUGCUGCAAGCUUUUAGGGGAUGAUGAUAAUGGACACUGCUAUGGUUGCAAAAAUGCACGUGCGGAGGGCUUGAGGCAUCCAGCCUGUAGCAGUGUGUAUGUGGGAGGCCAUGAAGAUCGAAAGUUCCCUUUUAUGAUUGACAGCGAGAGUGAGGAUGACAGUGAUUGAGAGAUUGAUAGCUGUGGAGGACAAUGAUUUCGAGAGGAAACAAUUUGGAAUCUGAACUUGUGUUGUUCGUGUGUAAUGAUUUAUUUGUUCAAACAUUUAAGUGUGACGAGAGGGUACGGAGAAGACGCCCCAAGUCAAACUAGUAUAGCAUUCGGCAUAUCUGGAAUGAUGUGAUAUGAUUUACAAUUAGGAUAUUUAUUAGUUUUCUCGUGCUUGUUCUGAUGUUGGUGUCCUAUGUCUUUUUCUAUAUAGAUGCAUAGCGUGCAUGUCUUGUUUAGAGCAACUUUGGAAGAAAAAAGACAUGUUGGUACUUUGUACGAGCUUUAUUCGAUGAACUGGGGCCUGUCAGGAUGGCUCACUUAAGAGGCUCGAAA